This is a messenger RNA of Syngnathus acus (greater pipefish), 1272 nucleotides long. RefSeq names its product SDS3 homolog, SIN3A corepressor complex component (gene suds3). The transcript has 13 exons. The record is from RefSeq and is a predicted model, not a curated record. Gene Ontology annotation, cellular component: Sin3-type complex. Gene Ontology annotation, molecular function: histone deacetylase binding. NCBI's taxonomy places the organism in Eukaryota, Metazoa, Chordata, Actinopteri, Syngnathiformes, Syngnathidae. Bases 372 to 1145 code for a protein of 257 amino acids. Gene Ontology annotation, biological process: negative regulation of transcription by RNA polymerase II.
AGGGGGUCAAAGGAGCCAUUUCCCAUGGCUUCUACCGCCGCUUUGCUCUCGACCGCGGUGGAUUACUACAACGACGAAGAGGAGCUCGACAGCGUUGACGACGACGACGAGCGCAGCUUUCGAGGGAGAGACUCCGAAGAAGGAUCACACGCUUUGCCCCAUUUGCUGCUCAACUAUUGCCCCCUCGACUCCGAUUCAUGGUUUAAGCAAUGCCGAUGACGGUGUGUGUUUGGAAAUGUAUUGGACGGCGGGAUUCCUGUCGAGGUGUAGCGCCAUCAGCUGGCUUAUGCUAACAGUCGGACACAGAAGACGCCAGCGAAACGGACCUCGCCAAGCACGACGAAGACGACUAUGUGGAAAUCAAAGAGCAAAUGUAUCAGGACAAGCUGGCUUCUCUGAAAAGACAACUGCAGCAAUUGCAAGAAGGCACUUUGCAGGAGUAUCAGAAGAGAAUGAAGAAGUUAGAUCAGCAAUACAAAGAGAGGCUGCGCAAUGCAGAUCUCUUUCUGCAGCUGGAGACGGACCAGGUGGAGCGAAACUACAUCAAAGAGAAGGAGGCGGCCGUGAAGGAGUUUGAUGACAAGAAGGUGGAGCUGAAGGAGAACCUCGUGGCCGAGCUGGAGGAGAAGAAGAAGUUGAUUGAGAACGAGAAGUUAACCAUGGAGCUGACUGGCGAUUCCAUGGAGGUCAAGCCUAUCAUGACGCGCAAGCUGAGGAGAAGACCCAACGACCCCGUGCCCAUUCCGGACAAGAGACGCAAGCCGGCGCCUGCGCAGCUCAAUUAUUUGCUCACAGACGACCAGAUCAUGGAAGAUCUCCGAACAUUGAAUAAGCUCAAGUCGCCGAAACGAGCAGCGUCGCCGUCGUCUCCGGAGCGCAUGCCCUCGGCGCCCGCCGAGUACCCGGCGCAGCGCUUCGAGGCUCGCAUCGAGGACGGCAAACUGUACUACGACAAAAGAUGGUACCACAAGAGCCAGGCCAUCUACCUGGAGUCCAAAGACAACACCAAGAUCAGUUGUGUCAUUAGCUCAGUGGCCACCAAUGAGAUUUGGGUGAGGAAGACCAGCGACAGCACAAAGAUGAGGAUCUACCUUGGACAGCUGCAGAGGGGAGCCUUCGUCAUCCGGCGGCGGUCGGCAGCUUGAAAAGAGCCCCCCCCCCCCCCCAACCAAGUGUCAAUUGUACAUUCGCCCAAACAAACGUUGGUUGUGUUUAUGUAGGCCGUCCAUCUGAUUUUUAUUCCCUUUUGACAAAUAAACGAGCUCAAGCCAA